Messenger RNA from Fusarium proliferatum ET1, 324 nucleotides. RefSeq lists its product as uncharacterized. The record is from RefSeq and is a predicted model, not a curated record. The coding region runs from base 1 to 324 and encodes 107 amino acids. The transcript has a single exon. Lineage: Eukaryota; Fungi; Ascomycota; Sordariomycetes; Hypocreales; Nectriaceae.
AUGAAGCGCGCUCUAAUGACACCAAGCCUCCGAGCAAAUGCGACCAGAAGAGCAUUUCACACAACCCGCCCGCGCGGUUUGCCAAACGCACCUAACGCUGCGAAACCUCAGCCAAGUCAAGCUCAACCAAGAACGACAGAUGCGUCAAGCAAAGAAGCGUCAACAGCGCCUCGGAAAAAGACGAGUGCAGAACUAGACCAAGAACUGAGGGAGAAGCUGGAGGGUAUGUCUGGUGAUGGAGGAGGUGCGGGAGUCGAAUAUGAGAAUGGUAGGGCGGAGGGAUUGAAGAGAGGCGUCAAGUCGAAUAUGUUCCGGGUGAUAUAA